Molecule: messenger RNA, 3261 nt
Organism: Synchiropus splendidus (mandarinfish)
Lineage: Eukaryota; Metazoa; Chordata; Actinopteri; Syngnathiformes; Callionymidae
Gene: tmc2b
Product: transmembrane channel-like 2b
Exons: 20
Coding region: 278-3100 (940 amino acids)
Biological process (GO): detection of mechanical stimulus involved in sensory perception of sound; vestibular reflex
Cellular component (GO): plasma membrane
Molecular function (GO): mechanosensitive monoatomic ion channel activity
Source: RefSeq, a predicted model, not a curated record
UGUGCUUUUCCUUUCCACCUUGAACAGUGAUGCCAGCUGACUGAGUCCGUCCUCAUUAUCCCUGUCAGAUCCUUAUCUAAUAGAGUCUUUUGUGGUUGUCAAGGAGUCGGGUACUCGAAAGAACCAAACAAUGGAAUACCUGCACCUGUGUGUGUGGGGGUGUGUGUGUGUGUCAGUGAGAUGGAGAACACAGACCUUUCCACAGGUGACUCCUACUGAGGGACUGAUGGAUGAACAGGUGAAAAUACGGGUCUGAGAUCUGUCAAACCAAAACAGGAUGCCUCCCAAGAAGAGAAACAAUGGCAGGAUUGAUGUUGAAGACGUUGGGAUGGAAGUUGACGCUGAGGUCGACAGUGGAAGUGAAGAUGAGGCCAGGAGGAGAGCUCAAAACCGGAGAACCAAACCUCAACGAAGACCCAAAAGAGUCAGUGAUGAUGAUGAAGAGGAGGAGGACGAAGAUGAGGCACCGAGAAAAAGAAACAAAAAGAAGAAGGCCAAAGUCGUUGACAGCGACGACGAAAACAGCGAGGAGGACAAGAAGAGUGUGAAAAGCAAAGGGUCCAAAGCCUCUAGAAAAAAAGCCGCCAAGGAAGAGAGCGACGAAGACAGCGAGGAGGAGCGUGGCAAGAAAAAGAAUGGAAAGAAAGCGCCGACAAAGAAGGAAAAAGAAAUGCAAAACAAGGACAAAAAGAGGAUGUCGAAAGACAAAGGGAAGAAAGGAGGGAAUGGUAAAGGUGGAGACAAGAGGAAGAAAAGCAGCUCCUCUUCGUCCUCCGAGGACGAUGAAGACUCUCUGUCCGAGGGGGAGAUGGCGGCCUUGAAGGAGGAGGUGGAAGAGAAGAAGAAACUCAUCGCGACUUUGAGGAACAAACCUUGGCGCAUGAAGAGGAGGCUUGUGGUGCUCAAAGAGGCCCAAGAGUUUGUGGAGAAGUUUGAAGGCGCUCUCGGGAAAGGACGAGGCAGGAAAUUGUACGCCUUCAAAGUCAUGAUGACCAAAAAACUAAUCAAGUUCAAACGUGACUUUGAGAACUUCAAAACGGCAUGUAUUCCCUGGGAGAGGAAGAUAAAGGAAGUGGAAAGUCACUUUGGAUCGUCCGUGGCCUCCUACUUCAUAUUUCUACGUUGGAUGUACGGGCUCAACCUGGUCUUGUUUGGAUUCAUGUUUGGACUGGUGGUGCUGCCUGAGAUUCUGAUGGGCCUUCCAUACGGAUCACUUCCAAGGAAAACAGUGCCACGCGAGGAGCAGGACAAGGCCAUGGACUUCUCUGUGCUCUUCGACUUUGGUGGCUACUGCAAGUACUCGUUCCUGUUUUACGGAUACUACAACAACGACCGGACCAUUGGAGUGCUGCAGUUCCGACUACCGCUCUCAUACCUUCUGGUGGGCAUCGGAAUAUUCGGAUACAGCCUGAUGGUUGUCAUCAGAACGAUGGCGCGCAACUCGAAUGAGGGUGGUGAUGGAGCAGAGGAGGGAGAGUUCACCUUCAGCUGGAAGAUGUUCACCAGUUGGGAUUACCUGAUCGGAAACCCGGAGACGGCGGACAACAAGUAUGCUUCCAUAACUACCAGUUUCAAGGAAUCUAUAGUGGAUGAACAGGAGAACCAAAAGGACGAGAACAUUCAUCUCCGUCGCUUCCUGCGAGUCCUCGCAAACUUCCUGAUCCUGUGCAGCCUAGGAGGAAGCGGAUACCUCAUCUAUUUUGUGGUGAAACGCUCUCAGGAGUUUGCUGACAUGGACAACGACGAGCUUUCCUGGUUUGAGAAGAAUGAGGUGGAGUUUGUGAUGUCCCUGCUUGGGCUUGUGUGUCCUCCUCUAUUUGAGACCAUCGCGGAGCUGGAGGACUAUCACCCUCGUAUCGCCCUCAAGUGGCAGCUGGCACGAAUCUUUGCUCUCUUUUUAGGGAACUUGUACACCUUCCUUUUUGCCCUGUUUGAUGAGGUCACAGCAAAGCUGGAGAGUGAGAAAGCGAUCAAGAACACCACAGAGUGGAACCUUCAUCAGUACUAUCUCAACUACAGCUCCUUCUUCAACACCACAGACGUGCCGCCACCGAACGUUCACCCGGCUGAUGUCAUCAGAGGGCCCUGCUGGGAGACCGGCGUGGGAAUCGAGUUCGUGAAGCUGAUCGUGUCCGACAUGCAAGUGACCUAUCUGACCAUCCUGAUUGGUGACUUUGCUCGGGCCGUCAUCGUUCGCUUCCUCAAUUACUGCUGGUGCUGGGACCUGGAGGCCGGAUUUCCUUCCUAUGGAGAGUUUGACAUCAGCGGUAACGUGCUGGGACUCAUCUUCAACCAGGGAAUGAUUUGGAUGGGAGCCUUCUACGCCCCAGGUCUGGUGGGUCUGAACGUCCUGCGUCUGCUGGUCUCCAUGUACUACCAGUGCUGGGCGGUGAUGGCCUGCAAUGUUCCUCAUGAGCGAGUCUUCAAAGCGUCGCGCUCCAACAACUUCUACAUGGGUCUACUGCUGCUCGUGCUUUUCCUCAGCCUGCUGCCCGUCGUCUACACCAUCAUGACGCUGUCCCCGUCUUUUGACUGCGGACCCUUCAGCGGACAAGAGAAGAUGUACGAUGUUGUCAUGGAGACAAUAGAGCAGGAUUUACCGGCCUUCAUCGGGAACAUUUUCACCUACGCCACCAACCCUGGGCUCAUCAUGCCAGCCGUGCUCCUCAUGGUGCUGGCUCUGUACUAUCUCAAUGCAGUGUCGAAGGGAUACCAGCAGGCCAACUCUGACCUGAAGAAGAAGAUGCAAAUGGCUCGAGAUGAGGAGAAGAACCGCAGGAACAACAAGGACAGCACAAACCAAGUCAUGAAGGACUUGGAAGACCUGCUUCCGAACAAGUCUCUCAUACCACCACCCACUGAGGAGGAAGAGCCCCCUCCUGAAGUGGUGGUGGAAAAGACCGGCAAGUCUCCAAAGAUGAAGCCUGGGGCAGCGGCCAACGGGAAAGGAGUUAAUCUCCAAAAAGAAGUUUCACUGGCUGCUUCAAAUCCAAGAGGACCAGUGACCCGUGGGCCCGCUGCAAGGGGGGCACCAGCAGGGAACCCCAGGGGGCCUCAGCCAGGCAGAGGAAGAGGACGGGGGGCGCCGCCGAGACGAUAGUCAAACUCCACAAGCAAAGCUGUUCUACAAGUUACUGUACAACAGGUUUGCUUCAACUAACUAAAACGGUGGAAAGAAACACCCAAUAAUAACAUCACUAAUAAGAGCUGGAACACAAAACAGCAUGCAAUGACCUAAAAUUCGGUGAAGGUCGACUUCAA